Messenger RNA from Penicillium brevicompactum, 2328 nucleotides. Its product is annotated as putative JmjC domain protein. Bases 1 to 2328 code for a protein of 775 amino acids. The transcript has 2 exons. NCBI's taxonomy places the organism in Eukaryota, Fungi, Ascomycota, Eurotiomycetes, Eurotiales, Aspergillaceae. The record is from RefSeq and is a predicted model, not a curated record.
AUGCCUGCUCACAGGAGUCGCAUGGCGUUUGAGCCUAUGCCACCAGGCCUCGAUAUCAAUGCGGUCGUCGAUUCCACCCCCAACUUUGAGUUUGCGAUGCGAAUUACUUGCGACUCAGUCAACCAAUUUCCGUUGGCAGACUUCGAGAAGUUGGUACUGUACCAAGUCGUUCUCUCCGGAAAACCGCUUGUUAUUGAAGGGUUCCAAAGUCACUUAGACCAAGAGCUCUUCUCCGAGAAAUGGCUUCGUGAACGUUACUCGUCCAAAGUUGAGGUCGUGCGCGACUUGACGAAGAAGAAAAAUGCCUUUUUCAGCAUAGGCCACUACCUCGAGAACCUACCGCUCCUCGCACGUCAGAUGACCGCGGAUCACUACGACCUCAAAGCACGCCAGCGUCUGUACAUGAAAGACAUCGACUGCCCGCCGGAAUGGCAUCAAUACAUUGAGGACAUAAUCCCACCAUCUCUUUUCUAUCUCAACGAGGCACCCAAGGAUUUUAAGGGCCCUGCCUCGGGAAAAUCAAAUGUAUCUGAGAUUCCGCGAACUGCGGAACAGCAGCUGAUCGCUCCGGCUGGGGAUCUGAUGAGCAGCCUGCCUCCAAAUAUGCGAGCCGAAAAUUUGAUGUGCUACAUUGGCCACGAAGGGACUUAUACUCCGGCACACCAAGAAAUGUGUGCUAGUUUAGGUCACAAUCUCAUGGUCGAUGCUUCCUGUCGAGGCCGAGAGAACGGGCAAGCGACCACGGAGGGCUCGUCAAUAUGGCUCAUGACUGGCACCAAAGAUCGGCACGUGGUUGCGGAGUAUUGGCUGUCUGUCCUCGGUCAUGACAUUGACAUCGAGGAUUUCUUUGCUCCCUUGCAUGCUUGGCAAAUUGCACCGUUCACUACCUUUGUGGUUGACCAAAAGCCCGGUGAUUUGAUCCUGGUGCCACCACUGGCCGCUCAUCAGGUGUGGAACCGCGGAACCCGCACCAUGAAAGUUGCGUGGAAUCGAACGACGGUUGAUACCCUUGAAAUGGCCUUGAAUGAAGCUCUACCCCACGCAAGGAUGGUGUGUCGUGAUGAGCAAUACAAGAACAAAGCCAUUGUGUUCUUCACCCUGGAACGCUACUGGAAAUUAUUACAACGGGCAAAAAAUGUCAAACAUCCCGUCGUUGAUCGAAUGUGGGUGGACUUCAAACGACUGUUCAAUUUGUACAAAAACAUUCUGUUGUCCGAGAGCUUUCCCCUGAAGAAGCUGGAAAAAACCGUGGAAUUCACCGAGUACCAGAGCAACGUGACUUGUUCUUUCUGUCGCUGCAACAUCUUCAAUCGAUUCCUCACCUGCAACGGCUGUGCAGAUGUGAAACACCAUGGAGAAGAACUGGGUGCGUAUGACGUAUGUAUGGACUGUUACGCGAUGGGUCGAAGCUGUGCAUGCAUCUCAAAGCUUCAGUGGGUGGAACAGUUUCCCAUCAAGCAGCUGACCGAGAAAUAUGAUUCAUGGCGUCGACUCAUCGUUUCCUCAGACGAGGAUGACAAGGAGAUCAAGCACAAGUUUCCGACUUUCGUGGUCGCCCGAGGACAGGCGGGCAAAAAAUCAAUUGCUCAGAUAUGCCAGGAGCAGCUGGCCCGUCGUCCGUGGAUUGAUGCUAAGAAUCCCCAACCGGUUACCAAACCGACACGGAGACAAUCAAAGAAAGGAAGUGACCCGGAUGACGAUGACGACGAAGACGGUACGCCUCGGAAGAAGAGAAAGACUCGACCAUCGAUUACCAAAAAGCCCGAGGACACGAAUCGUUGUCACGUCUGCCUCCAUCAAGAAAUGAACUGGAAACUAGCAACUUGCUCAAAUUGCGACCAGCGGUACUGUUACGGCAGUCUGUACCGGGCUUUCGAGAUCCUCCCCCACGAAGCAAUGGAGAAGCACCACUGGCUGUGCCCCAAGUGCCGAAAGGUGUGCAGCUGCGGCGCUUGUCAACACGAUCCCAACAUGAAGCCCUACGAGCCAAACUGCACAGUACUGGGUCAUGACACCAGCUCGGUCGCCGAUCCGCGCAGUAUUGAAUCACUAGUCGACUUCCGCAAAUCCAAUCUCUGGUGGCUUAAGAAAUUCCGGGGCGAUGAUGUACAUGGGCGCAUCGAAAAGCGUCAACGCGAGGCUCAGCAGGCUGAACUUGAACGACACAUCAAACUGCAAGCUCAAGGGUUCAAAUUCGAGACAAGCCCGUUUGAUCAGCCCACUCAGCGCGGUCAGAACGGCCACCAAAAUGGCUACGAUGCAGACAUGCCUGUCGAUCCAUCCCUGAUGGAAGAAAUGCACCCUGGCCAUGACUUGGUUCUUGCGUGA